AUGGCAAGUCCGUUUAAUCCUUUUGCGGCCCGCGGCCAACGCGGAGGAGCGCAAGGUGCACAAGGUUCAACAGGGCGCGGAAGAGGAACAACGGCUGGGUUUUCAUCAACACAUGCACCGAGGGGCUCAAGUGCGCCACGAGCAGGGCGGGCCCGUGGUCGUGGAAGAGGGUCGUCGACAUGGACAGCCCGAGGACGUGGGCGUGGGGCUGCACAGGGCACUCACCACGAGGCGCAUCAAACCGCGGAAGGAACCAAAGUGAAUGGGGCGCCGUUUGCGCAAAACCAGAAACAAGUCGCCUCCCCUUUUGGUGCCCAGCCCACCCCGUCUCCCUUCUCCAGAACACCCAACGGGACUCCAGCUUCAACAUUUGCCAAUGCCACCUCUCACUCUACUCCCGCCAACCCUUUCUCCCAACAUGCCAACGGUAUUUCUCAGAAGUCGAUGAAAACAGAGCCCCAAGGCCCCGUGCCCGUGGAGGAUGCCUCGACUAUGAACAGCUAUCAAGAACGCUACGAUCAACUUAAAAUCGAUCGUGCAGCUCAACGCCAGCAAGCAAUCAGAGCCGGUCAGAUGGCAGACCCAAAUCAGCCGACCUCUUUGAACCAGGCAAUCACACCCGUGGGCACCUGCACCAGUAUGUGCCCCGAAUUUGAGAGCGUGGAGCGUAUCGUGCAAAAGAUGGUCGACAAGUGCGAGAAGUAUCCGCAUCCAUCAACCAAUCAAUUACAAAAUAUGGAAUCCAAGAUGCUCAAACGCUUCCGACGCUCUGCAGCUGGAUAUGAUGAGCAAUUGCCUUCUGACAUUCGCACCCCAAACACGCUCUUGCAGACCAUGAACUACCUCAUGCGUUAUGUCAUUGAUGGCAAGGAACCUCUGGCGAUGGUCCACAAGUUUGUUUGGGACCGGACACGCUCAAUUCGAAAUGAUUUCUCGGUCCAGCAAGUUACUCAGGAGGCAGAUGUGAAGGUCGCAGUGACUUGCCUCGAACGAAUUGCGCGUUUCCACAUCGUUUCGUUGCAUCUACUUUCAAGCCCCGAAAACACCGAGCCAUUCGAUCGUCAUCAAGAGCGAGAGCAGCUCAACAAUACCAUGUUGUCUCUCAUGUACUAUUAUGACGACAACCGAGGCCGCAUCGACUUCCCCAACGAGGCUGAGUUCCGUGCCUACUACAUCUUGUUCUCAAUUCAUGACCAGCGACCUGAUCUCGAAGCCCGUGUCCAAAAGUGGCCCUCCGACCUUCUCGCCUCUCCUCGAGUGCAGGUGGCUCUGGAGCUUUUUGCUGCUGCUGGCAACACUUGGGAGCCUCAAGGUGCGCUAGAUGCUCGCCGGCCGAAUGCUAUUGCCCAGGGGUUCUACACUCGUUUCUUCAACAUCAUCAACUCCCGAAGUGUGUCUUACCUGAUGGCCUGUGUCGCCGAGGUCUACUUCACCCAUAUUCGUCAGACAGCCAUUCGUUCAAUCUGGAAAGCCUACUGCCGAACCCCUCAGUCCCAGCAAUCCAAAAACGACCAAUGGACUAUCGAGGAACUGACAAAAGUUUUGCACUUUGAUGAUGACCAGCAGACUAUCGAUUUCUGUACCUCUCAGGAUCUGCACUUCACACAAAAUGACCAGGGUAGCCUUUACCUCGACUGGGGUGAUCGCCACGUUGACUCUGUGGAAUUUGCCCCCUCGUCUGAUCACUCCUUUUCUGAAACCUACGUCGAAUCAAAACGCGCAGGACGCAGUCUCGUGGCCAUCAUACUUGGAAUGACAAUCAGUGAAGCCGCCGCGAUGGGCAUGAUCGACCGCACUAUGGUGCCCGCCCGAAAAACGAGUCCGACCCAGGAUGGUCUGGGUGAUGGAAAUCAGAGCCCAGAGCCUAUGGUCGAAACGAACCCAGUCAAAUCCACCCAAAAUGUGUUUGGAAAGCCUGAUCAGCUUAAGUCAACAAGCUUUGCCUCACCCUUCCAGGGAAUCGGAACCGGUUCCCAGCCUGCAGGCACGUUCCCUGCCCAAUCUGCGAACCAGAACGCCAGCAACCCUUUCUCUAAACAAGUCACCGAUACAUUUGCGGCCCCGUCGCCAUUAAACCCAUUCGCGAAGCCAGCAGAAGCCAACAAACCCGUGACUUCUCCUGUUGCCGAGGGCGUGUCAACUUCGCCAUUUAACCCAAGCGCUCCAUUCCAAACUGCUUCUGCGGAGAAAAAGACCUUUGACUUCUCAAACCCUUUUGCUAAUUCAUCAUCGUCAUCCGCCUCGAACAUCUUCGCCCCUAAUCCACCCGCACUUCCUCAAACAGAACCGCCUCAACCAGCUACAGCUGUGCCAUCUACCACCCUAUUUCCAUCGAGCAGCUCUGGUAGCUCCAACGCUCCAUCUAUUUUCGCGCAGCCCACCACUGUAGCUGCGACUUCUAGCCCCGCACUCUCCUCUGGUCCCAACUAUUUUACUCCUACAUCUUCAUUCUCAUUCGCGAACCCGUCAGGGGUGACCCAGAAGGCGGAUGCUCCCGCAGUGUCAACACCGGCAGGCUCGCCGCCGUUCAAAUCAAGUAGUCCACCCUUUGCACCCGCGGCGUCCACGCUUUUCAAGCCAAUCAGCUCACCUCCAGCUCCCUCGACCGCCAAAAAUCCCUUUGAGGGGCUUUCUUCCUUUCCACCGAGCGGCUCUGCUGCGUCUUCUGCUUUCCCUGCUUUCCAAAAGGCGCCUGCGGCGAUCACGGUGACCGAGCCAACUGCGGUGGCCACUACUGCGCCAUCCACUCUCUUCAAGUCUGAUGACAUCCCAAAGGAUUCAUCAGCCACAUCCAAGAAUCCCUUCGGCUUUUCACAACCGUCUUUCCCCGCUCCAGCUCCCGCAAUUCCAACGCCUUUCGCUGCUCCUUCAGUGGCUUCAUCCCCGUUCUCAUUCCCCAAAGCCCCUGAGACCACAGAACAGCCAAGUGCAAUCAAACCCGAGGAAAAGAAGACCCAGCCUUUCUCAUUCACGCCUGCUAAAACUCAAACUCCGGCGAAUGAUUUCACCUUUGCGCCCCCAAAGGCACCAGAAUCGAGCCAAAAGGUCGAUAUCUCUGCACCUACCGGACCGGCACCCGUAAAGCAGCCUUUUGUGUUCUCGCCUCCACCCAAUGAGCAUGCACAGAAGAAGGAUGAACCACCUUCAUCUCCAUCGGCCAAACCCCCAUCUUCGGCAAAGGACUCUCUCUUUGCGCCCCCGAAGGCUCGAGAGCCCAGCCGGGAAGCCCAGGGUUUGGAUCCUGCUGCGCCGGCAAUUGAAGAACAACCUGCUAUUUUCACCCGGCCAUCACCUGGACCGAACCCGAGUGAAGCCUCCGGCUUCAGGAGCUCUGCGCCAGCUCAGAUUCAAGCUCCAAGAUCUUUGCAAUCCGAAGAAUCGGCUUCUGGCUCAGCAACUCAGCCGGCUAGAGUUUUACCCUCACCCGCGGCUCCCUCUGCCAGUCGGUCUGUCUCAAGCACGCGCCCCAUAGCUUCUUCGCCGCCUCGGACUCUAUUCGAGGCCCUGCGGCAGCCAAAAAUCUUUGACGCCAAAUCGUCUACGUACUCCCCAUUCCAAGCGCCUGUUGAUCAACCACCUCUGUUUCAAGAUGUGACCCCUGCUGGGGGGUCUGAGCAACAAAGCUCACUGAAACGUCAGCAUAUUUCCACUCAUGCCGAUGACUCUCGACACAAGAGGCGGUCGUCGCUAAAGGGAAGCAGUACCGCUGCCCCGUAUGAUGGCUCAUUGAGACGCUCUGUUCAUUUUGAAGAAAGACAUGGCAAUGAGCCACCUUCUUCGCGGAAGCCCCGAGCGUCUUCCAAGCGCAAGAGCCCCGAGAAACCCCAGAAGAAGCGACAAAUGGAUGAAGGGACUGAAAACCCGCCCGAGGAGCCAGGCCCGAGCUCCAAGCUAACCAAGGUCUCUGCCUCAGCGGAACACACCCCAUUCAAGUUCUCUGUGUACGAAGCUGAGAAUCGACCUUUCCCCAAGCUACCAAUUCUGGACAAACUCGAGCAGAAACUGGCCCAAGUCAAGACCCUUUGCGAGCCCAAGCCUAUGACCGAGGAACAGCUUGAGUAUAUUGAGAAAGAGAGAUUGCGUCGCGCUCGCGAAGUCGACCAAGAUGAAAUCGCUCUCUCCCGCGCCCGAAUCCUAGCCCAGCAACUCAAGGAUGGCCCUGGCAUUUUUGACGGCUGGACCGGCCCCGCCCGGAAGCCCUGGGACGACCCAAACUGGAACCCGGCGGCCCGUAUUCUAGAAAAGUAUCGCCCCCGAAUCCCCGCCCACGUCCCCGUGAGGCCUUUACCACCGAAGCUAAUCUUGACCCACUCUCUCAGCGGUCGACCCCAGGUCUUUUACGCACCCGAUACCCCGAAUCGACCGAUGUCGCGCACCGAGCGUCGCAUUAGAUACACUGGUGCCCAUGGCCUGGCUAAUGUGCCGUUGGACUUCCAGCGCCGAAGGUCUUCUCAUCAGAAAGCCUCUAAGGAGGUCACCGAACGGAAAGAUUCUGAUGGGAAACAUGAGCACUCACGGAGUGGCUAG
Molecule: messenger RNA, 4527 nt
Organism: Penicillium salamii
Lineage: Eukaryota; Fungi; Ascomycota; Eurotiomycetes; Eurotiales; Aspergillaceae
Source: the annotation of a GenBank genome assembly